UUUGUGCAUCAGAAGGGUAAUCAUCAACAUAAAAAGUUACACAAAUGGACAAAGUUUAUGCGGAGCUAGAUGUUGUUAAAGGCGAGGUGGAAAAGCUCAGAGAAGAAUGCCGGACCAAAACAGAGAUGACGGAGAGUUUGAGGAAAUCCCACAUUGAUCAAUUAUCGAAACUUCAAGAAGCUAAGUUGGAGAUUGGUAGACAGGAAAAUGAACUAUUUGUUAAAUCUGAGGAAAUAUUUGAGAUCAAGAAACUCUACGAUGAUAUCAAGUCCAUUGUACAUGAGAAAGAAACAUGUCUCCAGAAUCUUAGCUCUGCUCAUGAGAAGCUGCAACUAGAUUAUGGGAAGAAAAUUGGGAAGUUGGAAGUACAAAACAAGGAUUUGGUGUUGGCUCUGGAUGAAGCAACAUCCAAAAUUCAAGAUUUGGAAAUGCAGAUAUCUGCUAGUAAUAAUGAAAUCAAUGCUCUUAAGCAAAUCAUGUCAGUUAGGCAGGAAAUCUGUGUUGAAUCAGAGCUAAAAACAAGGGCAUCCAAAGAUCUGAAAGAUGGAGAUGCCAUUAUCCAAAAACUUGAUGAAGAAAAUAGGAUCGCGAAAGAUCAGUUGAAAUGGAAGAGUGAACAAUUUAAACACCUUGAAGAAGCUCACAAAAGAAACCAUGAUCAGUUCAAAACCAGUAAGGUGGAGUGGGGUCAGGAAAAGUCAGCAAUGCUUGAAGAGAUCUCUUCAUUGCAAGCAAGAUUGGAUUCUCAGACUCGAAUCUCAGAAGACCUCCAAAGCCAAUUGAGGAUGAGUAACCAAGCUUUAGCUCAUCAAGAAAGCAGAAAGAGAAUUCUGGAAAUUGAAGUGUCUGAGUUUAGAUCUCAAUUCCAUGAUAUCUCUUUAGAGUGCCAAGAAGCAAACUCAAAGCUUGAGAACUUGACCAUCAAGAGGGAUGAAGAAAUUGGAGAGUUAAGAAACUUACUCCGAACAAAAGAAGCACUGUUCAAGGAUACAAAAUGCAAAAGUAUACAGCUUGAACAGGAAAAUCAAGAUUUACGAAGAUCUCUCAAAGAGCUUCAAGAGUCUCAACUCCAGGGUACUGCUUCCACUUCUGUACUUAAGAAACUGCAAAGCAAUUUCCAGCAUUUGAAGCAAUUACACAAGAAAUGUUCCUUAAACCUCAAAGAAAAGGAAGCUGAAUGGAGCUCACAGAUAGGAAAAGUGGCAGAAGAUAUGAAAAGAUGCAUGUCUGAGUUAAAAAGUAAAGAAAAACACAUAGACGAGCUAGAAAAGGAGCUGGAUGAUCGCCGUGAUGCAUGUGAUGUUCUUACUGGAGAGAUAUCUGUCUUAAUCUUGGUUUUAAAAUCAGAAUUUCAUACUGGUAGCAAGGAGCUCUCUAGAGCCAACACGGAACAAGAGCCAAAUAGCAAAAGUCUAGUACAUCAAAAGAAUGAACAAGCAACCGUUUUAGAGGCAGAACUGAGUGAGUACAAAAAGAUGCUUGAAGAGUCAUCUGAUUGCCAAGUUCACCUCAGAGAACAGGUCCUGAAAUUGGGUAAUGCUCUCAAAGAUGCUUCUGCUGCUUCAGAAGAAGCUAAAGAUGACCUGGCCAAAGCAAGGAAAGAAGUCAAAGAAAGCAAACUUGAACUAGAGAAGUGGAAAGCUGAAGCAGGAAAUCUUAAAGACUACCUUGAAGAGAACCAAUUUUCCCAAAAGCAAGAGAAGGAGAUCUUACUUGGGAUUUUGAAGGAGGGAGAAGCCAAAAUUAAUGAGCUACAGCAACAGAUUACAGAAGCAGAGUUGAAGAUUGUUGAAAGAACAGAGGCAGUGAAUGAUUUAAAUCAGGAGAAGCUUCAAUACUAUCAAAUUGCAGAAGGCAAGGAUAACACCAUAGAAAUUCUUCAAACUAAGAUUUCUUGCUUGGAGCAAAAGUUGGCUGAUAAAGACCUUCAGAAUGAGCAAAUACAAUCAGAUGUGCGGAAGGCUUUUGAUCAGGAGAAGGAGAACCUCUUGCUGAAUCUGAAAGAGAAAGACAGGAAAAUACAAGAUAAUCUCAAACAGGCCAAAGAUUUAGAGGAAGAUAUGACAUGUAAAGAAGUUGCUUUUACAGCUCUGAUAACGGCUGAGGGUUUAAAAUUACUUGAGAUUAAAGAGAAAAACAAGGUGAUUGCCGAGUUAGAGCUGAAAUUGGGUGAUAAACAUCAGAAAUUGGAACUCCUAAAUAAAUCCUUGUCUGAUUCAAGACAGAAGGAGGGGCAGCUGGAAACAUUGUUGCAAGAAAGUAAAAAGGAAUCGGAAGAGCUGAACACUCAUUUUGGCAAUGAACGGAUGCACUUGGAGGCCCAAAUUCAGGAACUUGAGUCCCACAAAAAUGAUGCGCUUGAAGAAAAUAAGAAACUCUUUGUUGAUAGGGAGGAAUUACUAGUACAAAUGCAAGGAAUACAUGGAAGAAUGAGUGAAUUAUGCUGUGAAGAUGUUGAACUUGUAAGACAUUUGGAGAAAAUAUUGGAGAACCCUGAGGAAGAGAAAAAGCGUCGACAUAGUAAUUUAGGGAGAGACCACCAUUCUAGAGCUCCCUUAUCAACUGCCAAAACAGAAACUGAUGAAAGAACUCCAUUGGUAGAGCUCAACUGUUAGGCUGAUAGUUCAACUGGGAGCAAUUCUAUACUCCAAACACAAACUUCUUUAGCGUUUUCCAAGAUCUGCAACUCUGGCUGGCAAUCUGUUACUGACAGGAUUUUUGAUCUUUUUGUCUUUUGUUGUAUGGGUGGUUGUUUUAUAAUGUUCUUCCCAAUG
Messenger RNA from Solanum verrucosum, 2774 nucleotides. RefSeq lists its product as uncharacterized. The record is from RefSeq and is a predicted model, not a curated record. The transcript has a single exon. The coding region runs from base 45 to 2615 and encodes 856 amino acids. Lineage: Eukaryota; Viridiplantae; Streptophyta; Magnoliopsida; Solanales; Solanaceae.